CUUCAGGUCCCCCAAUUUUGACGGCUGGUAUCGUCUACGACACAGAGAAAUGACCCAGAAACUGGAAUGCCUUCAUCUGGAGGUCGUGUGUGAUGCUGAUCUGCUGGGCUGGACCAAAGACAAGUCUGAGGUGGAAAUUGUUGACCUGAUUUUGAAACUGAGAGAAAAGCUUAUGAAGGCUCGCAGGCAGCAGCUCCCAGUGAAGGAGGGUGUUUUGGAAAAGCUGGAGGGAUAUAUUCAGACCAUCAUCGGCUCUCUGCCAGAGGACCUGCAGACUGUACUGCACAAACACUGACAGUCACACACUCUACUUUUUAUGAGGCUUGAAAUAUCCCUCAAAUGGUUGCCAUCUCCACACCUCCACCUGCCAUAAGUAGGAUAUUGAGAUACUAAAGUCUAGAUUAUAUAAGGCCAGUAUGUUUAGAAAUACUUUGCUACCCUGAAAACGUCUACUGUUGAGAUCUACAUCAUGAUGCCUUCACUAAGUUUACAGAGAAAAUGUAGUUAAGUCUGCGGAUACUGAAGCAUUACCUUAAGGCAGGGUGUCACACUGGUGGCCAAGAGUCUGCAGGUGUUCAUUCCAACCUAAAACCCCACCAGGUGAUUUCACUGUUUACCUGACCUUAAAGCAGAGAGGAGGGACUAAUUAUUGAAAUCACCUGGUGGGGUUUUUGGUUGGAAUGAAAACCUGCAGCCUGUUGGCCGUCCAUGGCGCCAGUUUGACACAUGGGCCUUAAGGGAACAUGUCAAGGAUAAUGUGUUACUUUUUUUUUUUUUUUUUUUUUAUAUGAAGAUAUUCAUCUAGUGGCUCCGGAUCUCUGUGGUGUUUGAAAUAUGUUACGAGACUUGGAAAGAGGUUUGUGCCGGAAUCAGUGGAUGAACUGGCAUUAGUAACCGUCUUUACUGUCCUCACUGGGUAAACACUCAAAUAAUUCAGCACUGGGCAUCUCCACCCUACACUGUAUGCAGUGUUACAUUCUAGUGUACACAAAUGCAGAACUAAAGCAUUAUUUUUGUACAGUAACACUACUGAUCACCAGGCUACAACCAAACUACUUCAUGGCCCUACAAAUUUAUUAACCCCCAACUCUCCCCACAGUGACACUUGUUACACUUAAAGCUUGUGAAUGUAAAAUGGACACACUUGAUCUUGCAUAUUGCACUCCCUUUUGGGUGUCUCCCACAGUUGUCUGAUUAUGUAAUAUUUAUUUGCCUUUUGUUCCUUAUUUAUUUGCCUUUUGUUCCUUGUUUUCUCCCAUGUUGUUAUAUGAAAAUAUUUUUUGUUCAUUUGUUCAUUAAGUAUUGAAUCAGCAAUUAAAAUCUGACUCAAAACUGUUA
Molecule: messenger RNA, 1338 nt
Organism: Myripristis murdjan (pinecone soldierfish)
Lineage: Eukaryota; Metazoa; Chordata; Actinopteri; Holocentriformes; Holocentridae
Gene: dennd6b
Product: DENN/MADD domain containing 6B
Exons: 3
Coding region: 50-295 (81 amino acids)
Cellular component (GO): recycling endosome
Molecular function (GO): guanyl-nucleotide exchange factor activity
Source: RefSeq, a predicted model, not a curated record